AACAUUGACCAGGCACCGUAUUUUGGACCGUAUUUCGCGAACCGUGUGCGAUCGUUCGGCGGAAAAUAGCAGCAGAUCGGACACUUUACUUUGCGUGCCACACGACGUGCCAUGUUUCACCUUAAUCUGCCCCGUUCCCCCUUGCGCACGACGACGAUCGUCUGUUCGUUAGUGGUGCUGUUGAUGGUUCCAUUCUCGACGAAGGCGGCCGAAAUCGAUUGCGGCAGCUUACGGAUGGGCCAGUUCAUCUGUCCCGAUCCGUCCCUCCGACAGAUUGACCCGCGGACACAGCAACUGCGUGGUUGCACGAAGGAGAACAAGGCUCGCGUGUGGUGCAUCGCUGCGGACGGUAUCGUGUGCAGCGAAACGAAGAACACCAGCUUCACGAGGGAACUGCCGUGCAAAUGGACCAAUGGUUAUCACUUCGACACCUCGCUCCUGCUGUCGGUGUUUCUGGGCAUGUUCGGUGCCGAUCGGUUCUACCUCGGCUAUCCGGCUCUGGGGCUGCUAAAGUUCUGCACGCUCGGCUUCAUGUUCCUGGGCCAGCUGGUGGACGUGAUACUGAUCGCCACGCAGGUCGUCGGGCCAGCGGACGGUUCAGCGUACAUCAUCCCGUACUACGGGCCCGUCAUCAGCGUCGUGCGGAGCGACAACUGGACCUACCGACUGCCGCAGGACAACUGGUGAUUGCUGGCCAACAUUUUCCGGCUGCCGCACUGGCCACGGACGAUGGACUGAGCGCGAACCCUGGGUUGCCCCCGCUGGAGAAAGCCGGUUGAUGUUGAGCCGGGUGUGCAAAUGUGAUACGAACCAAUAGUAAUUUAAGUAGGAAGGUUUUUCAAAUUAAGGUUGAGUAAAAAAUAAAACAAACACAUUGGACCAUUGGAUGGCCAGACGGUGCCGCUAACAUAG
Molecule: messenger RNA, 912 nt
Organism: Anopheles cruzii
Lineage: Eukaryota; Metazoa; Arthropoda; Insecta; Diptera; Culicidae
Gene: bisc
Product: TM2 domain-containing protein CG10795
Exons: 2
Coding region: 112-687 (191 amino acids)
Source: RefSeq, a predicted model, not a curated record